AUGCCUCUAUUGGACUUCUUUUGUUUCCUUCCAACGCCAACUUGCUACACAUCCAUCAAUGGGGCACACGCAGGCGCAAAAACAUCUCACCCCUCGUCUCUCUUUCAUUUUGCCGCUCCAUUUUUCUCGUUUUACCUUGCUGAUUGGCUCUCUACUCCCUCCCUCCCUCAAUUUAUCCCUAUCUAUCUUUCUCUCUCUCUCUCUCACACACACACACUCUAUCUAUCUAUCUAUCUAUCUAUCUAUCUAUCUAUCUAUCUCUCCCUCCCUCCAUCCCUCUCUCUCUCUCUCUCUCUUUCUCUCUCUCUCUCUCCGAGACUCGUUUCCUUUGCUGCCUCGCUUUUCUCUUUGAAGUUGACUUAUCUCGAGGAACACCGAGUGUCGGUCUUAGGGUCUUCAUCUAAUCUUGGCCAAAGACCGCCAAGGGCAGAUCUUUCCAUCAGAUUAAGGCGAGCGACGAGCAUGAGUGCGAGGAAUCGGGCUGGAAAGAUAAGUGAAGAUGUGGCAGAGACAAAGUGUUUGCGCUUUCCCAGCGCAGUUACUCUAUCUUACUCUGAUCACACAUCUUUUGUGCACAUCUAUCUAUCUAUCUAUCUAUCUAUCUAUCUAUCUAUUCUCAAGACUGAUGAUAUCUAUCUAUCUAUCUAUCUAUCUAUCUAUCUCAAGACUGAAUAUCUAUCUAUCUAUCUAUCUAUCUAUCUAUCUAUCUAUUUACCAACUAACAUGUUCUUAAUUCUAUCUAUCUAUCUAUCUAUCUAUCUAUCUAUCUAUCUAUCUAUCUAUCUACCAACCAACAUGUUCUAA
This is a messenger RNA of Acanthosepion pharaonis, 804 nucleotides long. Lineage: Eukaryota; Metazoa; Mollusca; Cephalopoda; Sepiida; Sepiidae. The record is from the annotation of a GenBank genome assembly.